AUGGAGAAGCGAAGCGAGAACGGCUGCGAGGCAGCCCUCGGGGUGUCCCGGUUGUCUCCUUCGGUGGCGCCUCCAGAGGGCUCCGAAGCGGGCAGCGUGAACGGGUUCGGCGCUUCUUUUUGCAACGGGGACGGCAAGUUAGACAAGCCUCAGUCUGAAGGGCGAAGCCUGCGCGAGAGGGCCUGCCGCCUCUCUCGUCACCUUUCUGAUCAAGAGGACAAGCAGUCUGUGUGUGCACCAGAUGCCUCCUUUACUUCUAGUGCGCCCGCCGCUGCAUCGGUCUCCAAGGCUGGAGACUCAGGCGGGCACGGGGUCGUGCCUGAAGGGGCGUGCGGAGGCGCAGCGAACAUGCGAGACCGUCCUGAUGACAACGUCGGCGCACUGCUUCGCUCCUCCAGCGAGAAAAAGGGCCUGUCUCUUCCGGCGCAUGGCCUCGCCGCGUCUGCCUUUCCCGCUCCACAUUAUGCGUCCACGUCCUCGCCUUCCUCCGCUGUCGGAGGAAGCAGGCUGAAAGUGUCGCUUUCCUCUUCACAGGUCGCAGCGUCUCCCUCUGCCGGCCGCCGCCCACACACAGCCCUCUCGUCAGUCUCCGUCUCGCGCCGAGGCGUGUGCACCUCGAUGGGUGCAUGCUUUGAGCCGGCAGCGACUGCGGACGCGGCGCGCGGGAGCGAAUGGCUACUUCACAGCCGCGACAGAGCUCUCAGUUUAGAGUUCGCUCGAGGCUGGCCUGCCGCUCAGUCCAGACGGGCAGGUGAGGACGCGCAAACGCCUUGGACGUCGCGGAGUUCGUGGAGGAGCCACGACCUGCAUCCCGUCGCCAGUGCUUCUAGGAGGAGAGAAUGGGCCGUCACGCCUGAGGCCCGUCCCUUCUCGCGUGCACUUAGCAGUGGACUCGGCAGCGGGACUCUCGCGUCCACUCCUGCUGAAGGCGGGGACGACCGACGGGCAUCCCGAGCACGGGAGAAAUGCAACAGGUCUGUUUCGGCAUCCACGGCACCCGUCGCGUCUCAAGGCGCCCACGUGCUAGCCGGCUCCGGAGGCGAGACAGCGAGCGCCCGCCUCAGGCUCAGUCGAGACGACAAGAGAUGCCAGGAGCGAGCUGAGGAGGAGGGCGCCAGAUGCGUUUCUUCGCCCGCCGGGACGUCGUUCUCACACAGCCUUUCGUCGUCUUCUCGGGACUUUAACACUUCUCGCGGAGAGACAGGCUGUCUGUACCACACACUGUCGCUUGCGUCUCCGCCGCAGAUGGCGUCCGUGAGGAACACGUCGCCGCGAGAGACAGUCUUCACCCCAGAGGGCCCCGGUCCGCCUCGCACGGGACACGCGGGGCGCGGCUUCUAUCAAGGGCAUCGAAGGAAGGGGGAGGCAGGGUUGACGUCCCCCGGCGGCCAGGCGACGUCGCCCUCUUCCCAGCUCCUUGGCAAAAUUGACGCAGCCUACAGGGCUGUGAAGAACUGGGUCGAAGACAGCUUUCUCGUCGACAUCAAUCGAGCUCUUCUAUAUCCAGCCCCGUCUCCUCAGUCCACAGAAAAGGCAGGCAAGAGCCGCGAGGAGGCAGCUGCGAACAGGCCGGCGUCCCUCCGAAAAACGGAGAGAAGGACACGACGGGGGCCCUUUUCCAUUCCAGCAUACGACGAGAGCACGGCGCUCACGUUGUCGCCCUCAGUCGGGCUCAGCCCCGCGUACGCGGGCAGCUCCGGCGUCUCCGUCCACGGGCGCGACAGGGGAGACGGGUCAGCCUGGCGGCAGCUCAGGGCUGGAGACGAAGAAGGGCGAACGCCUUCGCCCUUCUUGCUUGCCUCACGGAGGAGGGGUCCCGAGGCGUCUCCGAUCGGCUUAGACGCCGCUGGAGGCAUCUCUGGCUCUCUCUCUCCGCAGACGGAUUCACAGCGACGCCGAGAGGCCGCGACGCCACACUCGCUCUCCCUGGAUUCUCUUCGCGGCAACCGGCAAACGGCGCCGAAGUAUGCUGCAGAGAAGGGCCGAGGUAGACACAGCGUCUCAUGUUUUGAUCAAAAACGUGCGCAUACAUGGCGAUUGGGGGACGUGGAAUUCGAAAACGUGGAGUCUGCGGCAGAACAGGAUAACAGGCACGAAGGGGAGGCUGAGGCAGAGCAAGAGGACACAGCAGGGGCGUCGUCUCUCACACGCCCAUGUCCUCGCGGAUCCAUGGAGACGCACACCUUCUUGUCCCAUGGAUGGGGGCAGCCUGAGCAUACAGGCGAUGAAGGAGGUAAGGCAGAGCGGAAGGGCGCGAGCACACAUAAGCAACAGGUAGGCCUUCCGCCCGGGAGCGAGGAUCCUCACGUCCUACGGGAGCAGGUUGUGGAUCUCUGGCGUCGAACUGAGAGGGACAACAACUUAUUCGCCGCGGACGGCUUGUCCUUGGAGGCCAAAAGCCUCAAAGAGCCUCUGCCAGGCCCUCGCAGACUGUGGCGCUCGAAAACGGAGUCUGCAGUUGCUUCGUGGGAACCUGAAGAGGGUCUGUGCGUCGCGAAUGGUGGCGACACUCAUUCAGCUGCUCUCGACGCGUGCCCGAGAACUAGGGGCCCUCGGCCGGCUAGGCGCCCAAAGGCGUCGUGGCCCGGGUCGUCACAGGCCGAAGAAGCCGAGCGAGACUUGAGGCUGAAUACCCGGGUUUUCUCGCGGCUGCUAUCGCGCGUGUCCGUCUCCCUGCCGCGAAACUUCGGUCGCCGCUUGCGCUGGAGGGAGCGUCGAGCGCGGGCAAACAGCGACGCCCGAACGGAUUCUGAAGCGGGGGAGUGGACAGGAGCCGACAGAGAUCACGUGACCCGGCACGCGGCACGACAGUCACCCCCGCGUUCGCCAAAAACCCAUGACCCACUGACAGCUGACCCUCAACCAAGCGUGCGGGACUCCCCAGGCGAAAUCACGGCUGAGGCCGAAGAAACCGAUCCUGACGCCUGGAGGUUAGCGAAGAAUACCGCGGCAGCUCGUGCGCCGCCAGAGGACGAUCGCAGCAAUUCCAGCAAUGCCUGGGCCGCCGUGGCUGCUUUCAGUUCGCUCCCUGGGCGUAGGCGCGACAGAGGACCCUACUUAGGCGUUCGCGGCUUCAGACGUGCGGCUUCAGUGUCCUCGCUCACCUCUACUCGGAAGGCGGAGCUGCCGCCGGACUCGAUCGAAACCGACUACAUCUCGUCACCCGUCAUUCCCUUGACUCCGUCUUGUCAGUUCACGCCUGGUAAAUCCCUAGCCCAUUCUUCCUGCACUUCGUUCCACCGCGGCGUUUCCUCGACUCCGUCCGGAGGCCCUGAGGCUCUUGCUGGCCCUUCUCCAUUUUCUGAAGCAUCUGCAGAUAGACAGAAAUCGAGAAUGCCCACUCCUCUGCUUUCCUCUUCCGCCUCUCGACAGUCUCACCUGUCUCCUUUCCCGUCUCCGUCUGCCCUCCCGUCGUCAUCGGUUCCGCGUCACGUGGACCGCUCAGCCGCCGCCUCCGAGGCGUGCGACCCCCUGGGGCUCCGACCGGACUUCGCGGUCUCCUGUGUACAUCUGGAAAACGAUGUGAUGGGUGGGCAGCGCCCGCUUGCCGCCUCAGCGCCGCAGAACGAACUCAAGCGACUAUCGCUGUCUUCUUCCCCUCCGGAAUUUCUCUUUUACCUUCGACGCAAACCAGCCCUCGAAUUUGAAGACCCGUCAGUAGAAAAGGCCUACGGGCUCUACCUAGCGAAAAUGCGCAGGCCGCGACUAGUUGCUAUUGGUCUUGUUCUUAUUCUUCUUAAUAUGAUGUAUGACAUACCUGAAUAUAUGUCCUCGUUUCACCAGGAGCGAGGCAGAGACCCGACUGAGGCGCACGACUCGAAGUCAUAUGAGCGCAGUCCUCUCCUGGGGGUCACGCCCCCUUUCGCUCGGACUGUGAAACCAUACGAGACAGGUAUAGCGACGACCGACGGCCAGGAGCCUGAGGGAGAUGGAGCGGCUAGCACAGGAUCGCUGCCUCCCGCUUCAGCAAGCGUACUUAGGCAUGCAGGCACCAGCAUGGCGGACCAACGACGAAAUGCAGACGGGAUAGAGGACAGACGAUACGACAAAUCGUGGACCUCUGGUACAUCUGCAAACGCAGAAAAUGAACAUAAAGAACCGAUUCGCGAGAGUCCUGACGGAAGCGAAGGCCGUCCGGGGCGGAAGCCAGAACUUCAAGAGAGCAGCGGGACCUACGGACGGCGCUUUCUCCAGGAGAAAUUUCGAAACGCAAAGCGGAGGUUAGCAGACCUCGAUCUGGAGACAGAGAGCACGAAGCCAGCGAAUGACGCCUGGAGUCGUAAAGCGCGGUUAAACAUUCCUCAGCACCAUCCAUACCGACGGCUUUCUGGUUAUUCUCUAGAGGAAGGGGAUGGACGCGAGACGGCAAACAUUGCAGCCGUGGAGCCAUCGGAGUUCGUGCCAAAGCGCAGCGGUGCUCCAAGUAUAGCUCAAAGAAACAGGGAUAGCUGGCCUCGUAGGCUGUCAUCUCUGGCCUCGCUUCCAAGAGCAGACUGGGCUCGCAGUUCUGCAGCAGAAGUAGCGACUCAAGAACUACCCGCCCGAUCGGCGUUUGCUUACCCAUUUUCACCGCGGAUGGCGUCUCUGUGGAUCUCGUUCGACGUUGUAGAACUCACGUUUCAGCUGGGAGUCACCUUCGCCAGUCACCUGCCCUUCCUUAAAACGCACACCGAAAAAUGCAUUUCGGUCGCCUUGACUUCCGUGACGUUUCUGUCUUCGUUGAAACCCGUCCUCAUUCUCGGCCGCGAGGCCUACCUACGGAGACAAGGAGAGGGGCAUUCGCUCAGUGCAGACGCAGGCCUCAGCGCCGGACGAGCCUCCGAAGGAACGGGCAAACUAGACGCCCUUACAGGAGAGGCGUACCUUCUGUCUCUCCAGACGUGCUUGACAGCGGUCUUUCUCCGCGCAAUUGUCGGCUGCGUGUUCGUGGAUCUUGUCGGCCUCGUCCGCCGUCACCAGCUUCUUCAUCUGCACAAACUGCUCUCGCUUCUUCUCCUCGCGCUCCUCCUCCUCUUUACCUUCGUAGGCGCAUACUGUCUCCAUCUCCCCUCUGCGCUCUUUUGCUACGCGUGGUGCCUAGGCGCAACCAGCUGGUUGGUGGUGGCGAGCUGCGCGAUGGGUUCGUCCUUGAGCGAACUGAUGCAUAGAAAGACAUUCUAUAGCGUCGUUUCCGUUGGAAGCUAUCGAGGCAGUCCGGUUGCUGGAAAGCCUGACGAGGAGGACCGCGGGGAUCUCCUGCCGCUCUUCAGCGGGAAAACCGUGCUGGAGCAGCUGACUGAGCUUGUCAAAACAAUGGAGGCGACCUUGGCGCAAGUCGACAUGUGCCGCCUUGACAACCACACAUGCUCGGCGUUUGCCCAUAUUCACUCGCUGCAGACAAAGUGUCUGGAUAUCUUAACAUCCGGGAGAGAUGUAUACGCUGUCAAAUGGGAUACGCAAACUGUGCCAAGGGAAAUACAUGUGCUGUGCUCUCAGCACUUGGAACACAGUUACACUCAAGUCACCGCUAACGUGCUCACUUCGUCGAGUGGGGCGUUCAGCUCACCAGAAGCCGCCGGCGCCUCUGCUGGCCUUGAAGAAGAGUCGAGAGAUGGGGAAGACGACAGCGACUUCAACAAGGAAGGAAAUAAGCGAAACGAAGGUUCGGAGGACUGCAGCGGCGACAACUUAGAAGCAGGGUACUGGAGAGGCCGGGCACAGAAAGGCAGAGAUGGAGACUCUUCGGGGGCUGCACCGAAGGACCGUGAGCCAGCGGAGAAAGAGAGAGGGGACUGCGGUGAACAACAUGACGCAGGCCAGCAGAGAGGCGCGGGUGCCGCUGAUCUGAAGGCCGUGACUAAAAGAGAGAGCGCCUGCGUCAAACGGAAUACCGAGAGGGAAGAUGCCACAAGCAGGGACAAGACGCAUGAGAGGUGCGAGCAACAUUGGAGAAGCCCAAAAUGUUUCCAAGAAGAAACAAAGACGCUGCGUUUACCUUCCGGACAAACUAGACAGGGUGAUGGACGCCGGCCCCAAACCCCCGCAUUCUCAUGUUCCCCCCCAUGUCGUCUCGCCAUCGUCGUAGACAUCCCGGCAUCUAUCCACUCUCCAUCCUCGCUACGUCAGGAUCUUUCUUACAGCCGCAGACAGAGCAGCUCGCAGGGCGGCCGUCACGAGACAGCUCGCCAAUUAGUUCGUUUUUCUUCAUUCGCCUCUCCCAGCAGUCUCGAGCGACGAACUUUGACACGGCAGAAUACAGAGAAACUGGAACUUGAUGGAAGGGGAAAGACGCAUAACGUAGCGGAGUCAGCGCCCUCGCUAACCGGAAGUCGUGCCCUGAAGCAGGAUACGGCAGUUGUGCCCGGCGGUUGUGAGGCGUCUAACUCAGCACUAGAUAUUCGGGAAAGGCAUCUCUCUAACCGGAGGCCUAGUUCACCGAGUAAGGAGGCUGGACAGAGGAACAAAGCAAGCGGCUGUUCAAACGAAGAGGGCGAUACGACGGGAGUAGGAGACACCUUUGCUGCCGCAUUUUCAAGGGAAGAUUCAACAGACUGGCUGCGUGAAUCGCCGCGGAAACGCACCCCGAUCACAGGCGGGAAUCAGGAAUGCGACCAAGCAGAGGCGCCUCCGACGGAGACAGAGGGAAACCCUGGUCUCCCUUUCCCUUCUUACCCUCCGCUUUCACCUCCUCUGAGGCCUGUUUUGUUACCGUUCCCCCUGGCAUCCAAAGGCAGCACUAGAGCGUACACGCAAGACGAAAGCUCGUGUGGACAUGCCUGUCGAAAACGGUCUAAUGAGACAGAGCCGGAACUCGCGGCACCGUCGCCCUUUCAUGCCGCGAGAAAAGGAGAAAAAAAGGACACCGGGAGCGAGCGGGUGCGAGAGGGGGAUGAGCAUCGAGACAAAGGCGUCAAGCUGCCCGAUUCACCUCACGCAUCGCAAUUCCUUUACUUCUCCAGCGAUUCAUCUACCUCUGGCAGGGCACGCGGCAACGAGCAACUAACGCGCUUGCGUAGCCCACGCAUUGUCGAAAAGGGAAACAUCCUGACUUCUUAUGUCGCGACUCGUUCCUCCACAGCUUCUGACAGCCACGGCAAGGCGACUCAGCCUGGAGGACGCGGAGAUGGAGAAGCAGUCGCCUCAGACGACUCCCGAGAGUCACAAGCGAUCCAUCGUCGACUACUUGGCCGUAUGAGCUUGCCUCCUGAUGCAGGCGAUGUAGGUGCCGCUAAGCGGAGUUCCAACGGAGAGAUGGAUAUAGAGAGAAGAGACAGGAGGAGGGAAAAGGUGCAAGUAGAUCAGCGGGCAGCGAAGUUUAACCCGGGCGAUGAACGAUGCCUUGACGACCUCCUGCGACGACCGAAGGUCGCAGCAGGUCUUGCCUCGGUUGGCCUCACCUGGACACUCGACCUCUUUUCUCUGGAUGCGCUAAGCGACGGAAACAUUCUCGUCGCUGUCGGUCUCCACCUCCUUCUCCCUCACUGGGAGAAGGGCCGUCUCCGGUGCUCGGCAGCCGACCUCGGGUUGUUCCUGCAGAACCUCCAGAGCCUGUAUCUUCCCAACGUGUACCACAACCGCGUCCACGCCGCCAUGGUUGCUCACCUCGCCCUCUUCCUGUCCCGGGCGGCGGGCUUGAGUCGGUGGCCUUCGCGGCGUUCGUCGGCCUUGUCAAUGAGGGAGGGGUCUCGCGCAGGCGCGCCAAUGCGGAUUUCGCCAGAGAGCAGCGACAGCAAAGAGCCGCGCGCCGGCAUAUGCUCCGUGUACUCUGCGCCUUCCGCUCCAUCACUUACAUCUUCUCCCGCUUCUGGCCUCAAACCGGAGUGUGCGCUUUCUUGCCUGGGAGGGCGCACAGACAUAAUGCACGCAAGCAGAAACACACACGUUUCUCUGAUGAGUUCUCCGUGUAUUUCGCUUUCGUCUCCUGCGUGCGACUCUGCCACCCCGCAUAGGAGCCGGCCAACUGGCCGGCGACCUCCAGACCCACUCUCUGCCCGAUCUUGCUCACAUUUUGAAAGCGCUCACUCGCCUGCGUGCCUGCUCCACCCUGGGACCCCGCUGGAUAAAAGAGGGGCUUUACUCCCUCCGGACUCUGUAGUGAGCCGCGGCGACAGCGAUGGAACUAGGCGAUUUGCCUCCUCGCUACUUCACUCGCGCUCUUUUCCCUGCUCCUGUGCCCGAAGCUACAGUCCGAUGGACGCCAGCCCUUCACGCCGCUCCACCCGUGGAGGUGAGGACCGGAACCGAGAGCGAGAAAGCAAAGGAGUCCGGGCAGACGAGGCGCGAGGAGCAGGCGACAGGAGAGGACGGACAUGGAGAGAAGCAGAGACGGCUGCUGCCUGUGAUGACAGCCCCUCCAAAGAACUUUCUGCAGGAGGCAAAUGCUGGCAGAGACCGGAAGAACCUCCGCCGCGUGAACGUUGGGCAAGCAGUCCUGGCGAGAAACAAAGGCGACGAAGCACUGCUCUUUUAUCUCCGAAACGCUCCACCGGGACGUCAGACGAGCGAGCAAAGACCGGCGACCACGCUGAAAAAGCUGCGCCAACGCGAAUGCUUGACGACGAGAUCAUCCUGUGUUUGGCGGCCCUGGGGCAUGAUGUAGGGCACCCUGGAUAUAAUAACGCGUUCCUAGUCGCAACCAACCAGCCUAUUGCUCUCGUGUAUGACGACAAUGCCGUUCUGGAGAACUACCACGCUUACAUUACCUUCCGGACGCUGACUUCUUUCUACUCCUCUGAGGCGAACGAUAGAGUCUCCGGAAGAGGAGGCGAAGGGAGUGUCCUUAGGGGCAUAACACCAGGAGAAUAUCGGUAUUUUCGGAAGCAUCUCAUUGAGCUGAUACUGGCGACUGAUAUGAGCCAACAUUUCAGCACGAUCUCAGCUGUUCGAGUUCGACGGGAAAAUCCCUCUUUCAACUUCACCAAGAACGAGGAGGACCGGUGGUUGAUGAUGAAGAUGUGUAUGAAAAUUGGAGAUAUUGGGCACGCUGCUCUCGAAUGGGAACAACAUUACGUGUGGUCUAUGAGGGUCACCGAGGAAUUCCUUCUUCAAGGAGAUGCGGAGUUGAAGGCGGGUCUUCCUGUGUCGCCGCUGUGCGACCGAAAUGCACCAGAGACAGACCUACAUAGAUCUCAAAGCAGCUUCAUUAACUAUCUCGUGGUUCCGCUCAUCAAGGAGCUUGUUGCCUGCCUAGACACGCAUCCUUGGAACCCCCCGCGAUCAAAUUCUUCUCACGCAAAAGCCACACUUACAGAGAAGAGCACUGAGAAACACUCGCUGCUAAAUGCAAUGGAUACAGCAGAUAGCAGCCAAUGCAGCGUGGUGAGAUCUUCACUUCGGCCAGAAAGCUCUACAAGCGCCACGCGCAGUCGACGAUGCUGUCAUCCCUAUAGAAGAAUCAGUCUGUCUCCCCAUCAUUACUACUGGGGGGAGGGCGUCGAUAAGGGGCAAGAUGCGCGGACACCGACAGUCGAGCUUUUCGCGUGCGUGUCUCCAGCUGAGCUGGUGAGGAAAGCUGUCCUUUCUCCGGCCUUGAGAAACGCGGAACGGUGGCUCUCCCGCGUACGGUCGUGCGAAGAGGGGACAGAAAAAAAAGCGGGUGCUCCCGGUGCGACGACGAACCGAGACAGUCGUCACGAGGGACAAUCUCCGGGCCUGAAAAAAAAAGAGGAAGUAGGUGAAGAUCAGAGCUGCAAGCCACAAAGACUUCUCUCGCUCUCACCUUUCUCCUCCGCACACUCUCAACGUCUUUCGCCAGGUUGCCAAACCCCCGCGGCUGGCACCAACCCUGCCUUAUUGUCAACGCCUAUGCAGCACAGCCGGCGUUUACUGAGACUGAAGACGUAUUCUCCGGCUCUCUUUAGGGGCCGAGACGAAGAGACGGAACGUGAGUGGAGAGGGACUCUUCGACGCGAUUAUGGGGAAGGCCAGCCCACCGCGGAAGACGAAACGGGCAAGAAACGCGGUGAGCAGGACACAGCUGGAAACCCGGCCAGAAGGCGCAGCUGCAUGACGGUCCAGGAGAACAAGAGGAGGAAACAAAAAGAGGAGGAACAGAGACAAGAACGAACCCGCGGUAGGGAAUUCCUGUUCAAGGGGUUCCUAAAGGGCGGAGACAAAAUAACAGAGCAUCCCACGCUCAAGCAUGGCCUCCCGAGGACGUCAGCUCAUAACGGUGCACAGCAUUCCGAAUCGCGUGAGUGCAGAGAUGAGGCAGAUAACGUUAUUUUAGCUAAGACGCAGAGCGCGGACAAGGGAUGCUCGCCGGGCCUCGAAGGCAACAACGAAGGUGCAAACGGCGGACGAACAGCAGAUGGUGGCAGGAGGCUGCACGUUGAUGCCAGCGCGGCGCAGAGGGAGCACGACGGACAAGAAGGGUCAGAGCACCUGGUCGCCGUGGCAAGUGUAUGA
Messenger RNA from Besnoitia besnoiti, 10386 nucleotides. Its product is annotated as 3'5'-cyclic nucleotide phosphodiesterase domain-containing protein. NCBI's taxonomy places the organism in Eukaryota, Apicomplexa, Conoidasida, Eucoccidiorida, Sarcocystidae. The record is from RefSeq and is a predicted model, not a curated record. Bases 1 to 10386 code for a protein of 3461 amino acids. Gene Ontology annotation, molecular function: 3',5'-cyclic-nucleotide phosphodiesterase activity. Gene Ontology annotation, biological process: signal transduction. The transcript is spliced from 6 exons.